Xiphias gladius (swordfish) is the source of this 4255-nucleotide messenger RNA. RefSeq names its product homeobox A3a (gene hoxa3a). The transcript has 4 exons. NCBI's taxonomy places the organism in Eukaryota, Metazoa, Chordata, Actinopteri, Istiophoriformes, Xiphiidae. Gene Ontology annotation, biological process: regulation of transcription by RNA polymerase II. Gene Ontology annotation, cellular component: nucleus. The record is from RefSeq and is a predicted model, not a curated record. Gene Ontology annotation, molecular function: DNA-binding transcription factor activity, RNA polymerase II-specific; RNA polymerase II cis-regulatory region sequence-specific DNA binding. The coding region runs from base 1795 to 3057 and encodes 420 amino acids.
UUGAUUUGAAGCAUGUGAAUCAGUUGCCCAGUGUUUGGGGAUUCGUGCGUAAAACCGAUUGCGUAUCUGAGCGUUGGAUAAUUUACUGCGCUACACUUUUAAAAAAUGGUUAAUAGAUAUUUUUGACUUUAUUUGAGCAGAAUAAAAGACAGUUUGCAAUAUUUUAUGGGAACUGCAGAGGGCAUUGACUCGUUAACAAGGGCGCAAAGUUGCGCAGGCGCUCUUUAAGUAAGAUUUAUAGUGAGGGGAAAAACUUUAAACAUUUUUAGGGUAUGAAUAUGUGCCAUCUUUUCAGAAUUAAGUCCCCUAAGACGUGUAUCUCCAUGUACAAUACACUGUAUAAAAACUGUUCAUGUGCCGGAUUCCAUUUUGUAUUCCAACGCUCAACUGGCUUAAAUUCUAAUCCGUAAAAUGUGUAAUGAAUGCCAUGCGUAUUUUCAUGGACUUAAAUUAGAAAUGGUAGAAAUAUUCGAGGCAGUUAUGUACUGUUGUCUCUAAGUGUUACAGGCUUUGCUACUGACACGGGAAUUAGACCAAACCCAAAUUGUUAAAUGUAUCCGGCCACGCAUAUUGUUCUUACUUGCCAUUAUAAGGAGAUCUCAGCCAGCCUCAGUGCACCAGAGUGUGAGUGUUGGUCACUACCUGCUACAUCCAAACAAUAGAGAGUUCAGCCAGGGGACACGGCCGGCUCUGACCAAUCACCGGCUCAGAGCACUUCUUCUGACCCCUGACCUCUCGACACACACAAUGUUCAGAUCAUACAUCAGCGUGGAGACCUCCGCGAGCUUUUUCUUCUCAUUUAAGAUUCGCCCAGAGACAACACGGAAACAAAAACGGCGUUUUGAGUGUGAAUCCGAGCCAUGAAUUUUCCCAAAAUUAUUCUUAGAGACAGCUCUCCUGCAAUUCAUCACAGAAACACCCCUGUCAGGCCGUGUGGAGAGGGGAGAUCUGAGCACAAACAUGCUGUUGUUGUGCAUGUAACUUAGUGGGGUUUUCGAUAUCUUUUGGCACUGGCGGUUUAUUCUCAACAUAUACGCCAGUAAUUGCACAAAGAACGGGCUUGCAAUGCUUCAAAUUAUUACUUAGAUCAAAGGGACGUUCACCAGAAUUCCCAAAGUAGCCUAAAAUCCACAAAGUGACAUGUGCCACAUCUCGUAGCUUUGUGGUAUUUUUUUUGUUUUGUUUCGCAUGUCAUCCAUGUAUUAACUGCAUAUGUGUGCCUACAGAAAAUGAAAGUGACAGAAUUUGCUGCAGAAAUGUGAAAUCGUGCCUCUGCACAAGCUCCCCAGCUCUGUGCAGCGCUUGCUGCAAACAUGGAAGCUGUGCGGAAGAUGGCGUUGAGGCUGAUUGGCACCGAUUUUGCGCAGACUCCAAGAAGUCUACUUGUUAAAUUACAAAUUUCAAGUCAUUUGCCUCGCGAAUAGAGGUCACUUCCAAUGUACUGAAAUUUUAAUUCGCCGGUUCACGUGACUCGUUGAAUAAUGAAUGCCCCGGGGUCAGAAAUAGAUCUGAAAAUCUGCCUUAUUUUCAUUUGAAGUGAUUCUCUGCAGGGUGCAAGUCAGAUCUCUUCUCCCCUGACAAAACUCUUGUCUGCUGGACACAGACCGUCAUGACUUAAAUCCAGCCAAGUAAAUUCAGGCCAUCGCAAGGUCUCCGGGACACCUUGAACUGCCUCCGGUUCACCCGAGGAGGCCAUUGGCGGAGAGGCGUCACGUGACCACGGGGUGCCAAUGUUAUUCUACAAGGGUGUCAAGACCCUGUCAGUUUCUGAAAUAAAUAUUGGGAAACGGCGAGAUGCAAAAGGCAACCUACUACGACAGCUCUGCAAUUUACAGUGGCUACCCAUAUCAAAGCGCAAAUGGCUUCGGUUAUGAUGCCAAUCAGGUCCAAUAUCCCCGGGCCUCUCAUGUGGAAAGUGAGUACCAUCGACCUGCCUGCUCCCUGCAGUCUCCUGACGGCUCCGUGGCUCUGCAGAAGCCGGGGGAGAUGGCGGAGAGCUGCGACAGGACCACAGCCAUUCAGGCGGCGCAGUCCAAGGUUCAUUCCGAAAGCAAUCAACCGCAGGUGCCAGUGUCAGGCCCACCCCCUCCGUCACAAUCCCCCGGUGCUAUCAGCCAAAACACAAGCAACGGGUCCAACCAGCCCAAUGCCAAGAGCGGCUCCCCGACCUCUGCUGCUCGCAGCAAACAGAUCUUCCCCUGGAUGAAGGAAUCCCGUCAGAACACCAAGCAGAAGCCCACCAGUAGCUCCAGCUCAGUGGAGAGUUGCCCCGGAGACAAGAGUCCUCCGGGGUCAGCAGCAUCAAAGAGGGCCCGGACAGCUUACACCAGCGCCCAGCUAGUGGAGCUGGAGAAGGAGUUCCACUUUAACCGGUACCUCUGCAGACCCCGGAGGGUGGAGAUGGCUAACCUGCUCAACCUCACCGAGAGACAGAUCAAAAUCUGGUUCCAGAACCGCAGGAUGAAGUACAAGAAGGAUCAGAAAGGCGUCGGAAUGAUGCCUUCCCCUGGCGGACAGUCCCCGCGGAGUCCCGUGGGCCCGGCCUCCGGUGGUGGCGGCGGUGGGGGAGGCGGAGGAUACCUCAACUCUAUGCAUUCUCUCGUAAACAGUGUACCUUAUGAGUCCCAGUCGCCCACGUCUUACAAUAAACCUCAUCAAAAUGCAUACGGUAUGGCCACGUCAUAUCCCCCCGCUCUGAACAGCUCCCUCAACAACUGCCCGCCCUCCCAGAAGAGGUAUCCCGGGACCGACUCGGCCACGCCCGAUUAUGACGCGCAUCCUCUGCAAGGCAAUGGCAACUACGGGACACACAUGCAGGGCAGCCCCGUUUAUGUCGGCGGAGGCUACAUCGACUCACUGCCCAAUUCUGGGGCCUCCGUGUUCGGUCUGACCCACCUCCCGCACCCGCCGUCCGCAAACAUGGACUACAAUGGAGCAAUCACAAUGGGCAACAGUCAGCAUCACGGAGUGUGUGAUCCCACACCGACGUACACAGACCUAACGCCGCACUACUCUCAGGGAAGAAUCCAGGAAGCGCCCAAACUGACGCAUCUGUAGCGGUGGCGCUGCCCGGAUCACUCCGCCCAUUGUCUUACCCACCUCCAGACACAUUACCGCUUUGUUUCUGCGCCUCCUCACGGCUUCUCUCUGCUUUUGUUUAUGUUUUCUAUAGUUUGAUGUGUGAAGUAGCGUAGGAUAAAUAAUCACGACUUGCUUGAAUUUUUCUCUAUUUGCUUGUGUCAUUGUCUCACGAAGACCUUUAUCUGGGCUGUAGGACGUCUAGAGCGGGAGGGAGGGGGGCACAGUAUAUGCAUAGGCCUAUUUAAUCUUUUGGUUGUUUUGUUUUUUUUUAAUCUUUUUUUUUUUAAUUGAAACUCAAACAGGGUAUUAUGAACGUAUGUUAUUCAUUUUAAUGUGAAUUUGUCCGUCUUUUAUUUAUCCGCAGUUGAAGAAUUGUGUUUUGCAGUUUGUUGCACUUGUGAAAAGAUCCCUCGAGAGCCACGAGCUUGGAUUACGAGGGAAAUACAUUUUCAAAAAACAAGGGUCAUAGGCUCACACGCAACCUCCCUUGCUUGUGUUUUGUUCUAUUGGACUUUCUAAUGUUAUUUAUUUUGUUCGGUGUAAAGAUAAAAGAGUCCUUUAGUAUUACCUGACCGCCCUGCGAUCAUUGUGUGGGGUGAAGGUUGGCGGAUAUAAGAGUCUCAGCCCUUUUCCAGCCCAUACGUGUAGUCUGCAGAAGCUCCCCAGUAGCAGCAGCAGCAGCAGCAGCAGCAGCAGCAGCAGCAGCAGCAGCAGCAGCAGCAGCAGCAGCAGCAGCACACCGUGUUGCUAUUAUAGCCUAAGUUUCCAUUUUUUUCUUCUUCUUCGAGGAGGUGUUUUAUUUUCUCAGCGAAUGUAAAAUCAAUCAGUCAUGCAAUAAGGGUGGAAAGAAGGACACACGUUAGCAGUUUCUUUAUUGAAGAAAAAUGAAACAGACAUCAUCAUUUUUUUUUUCGAUGUCAUACAUUCCAUGCUGCUCCAGUUCGAAGAAAUAAAUAAAAGAAUUGAAAUAUAAUUGUAGCAUAUCCUUCAGUUUUAAUCUAGGCACAUCAGAGGAAUUUCACAUGAUCACAAAAUUAAAUAAAUAGCCAUUUCUUAAAUAAAAAACAAAUAUUUACUUCUAGUUUUGCCAUUAUUACAUUUUAUUAUCAUUAUAAAUUUCGUGGCAUAAAAUUGUCGAGGUAAUAAAAGCAAAAAUGCAUUUUUAGACAAUUGG